Messenger RNA from Agelaius phoeniceus (red-winged blackbird), 7933 nucleotides. Lineage: Eukaryota; Metazoa; Chordata; Aves; Passeriformes; Icteridae. The record is from RefSeq and is a predicted model, not a curated record.
CCUGGAACCGAGGGACGGGGCGAGGGGACCCCGCCCGACCGGCCCCGCGUGCGCCCAUCGCGAGCGCCUCAUCCACCCCCAGACCCGCCGCUCGGCCGGGCUGUCUCUCACCGCCCCCGCUCCUGCGGCCGGUUUAGGACUCUCUGUCCGGUCGCGGCCCCGCCGCCCUGCUCGCCCCGUUCCGCGCCGUCGUCCGGGACGCAGGGCCCGGGCUUCGCGGGGCGAUGUCUGGCCCGGCGGUGGCGAGUGGCGCCCUCGGCCCCUGCCGUGGCCCCCGCGACCGCCCCGGUCCCCGCGGCCCCCACAGCCCCCUGGGCCCUCCCGGGGGCGGCCCCACGCACGUGUGGCCUGUGCCGGAGGUUCGCAAGGCACCGCCUCGGCCCUCGCGUUGGUUUGGGGCGGGCUGAGGCAUGUGUUCGCUUCACUGAUUCCUGCUCGCCUUGGCUGUCUUUGAUGAGAUGGUUAAGACAUGAAUUAUUUCACGGCGAGCUCAGAAUUUGCCGGCUUGAAAGCAGAUUGUCAGUGACAGGCCUUUAAAGUAAAGAGCUUAAGGGGUAAAGCAGCAGCUUCGAAGCUUUAUGAGUGCUAAAAUUCACGAGACUUGGAGCUGACACUCUGUUUGUGACUUGUGUGCAGCUGCUGUUACUGGAGACACGGAAGUACCUGGUGUGCAUUAGUCACAAAUGCGGUGGCCAGCAAAACUCCCAUGGUGGGUGGAAGCAUUGCUUUCACUAAAAAACUCUAUCAAUAGGGAAACUUAAUGAGGCUUCUUGGUGGGUAGGAGGUGUAAAGGUCUGAACUGAAGGUACAAAGGUCUGAGUCGAAGUCUAGGGGAGGGGGAGGCAGAAGAAGGUAAUGUAACUCCCACUGCAUCAGUAAACAGUGUCCAUCAUCCACAAACCUUAAAAUCAGGUGUUUCUGCAGGUUGUAAGCCCUUAGUAACAGUUCAGGCUACUGGUGUGGUCACUGAAGUAGUGAUGCCUUGACCUGAGCCAGUGUCACUGGGUUCUCCUCAGCCCAGGGAGUAAGUGCUGCUGUCCCUGAUGCUCACCACUGAUUCUGUCUUACUCAAGAUUAACAUGUGGCAGGUGACUCCAUUUUUGGUCAUGAUCCUUCUCUUAGGGUAAAUUCUUGGUCCAUCUGGAAGUGUCUAGAGGCACGGAAGGCCCGGUGAGUAGGUGUACUCACUGGAAGGGCUGUUUCUGUCUUGAUCCCGGGGGAGCUCUUCCCUCUCUUGUCUGGGGACAGUGGCGCUCCCCAGCUUGCAGGGUUUGUGCUGCUCAGCAGCUCUGCAGCCACAUAGGGUUCUGGCACCAAAUGAACAAGUUUGUUGGAGCUUUGUGUACACUGUGUCCAGUUCUGUUGCCUGAUAAACCCAUCCAGCUGGUCUGGAAGCCAUCCAAAGUAUGGAAGCAAACUGAAGAUGGAGAAAGAUCUACUUUGUGUGGAAUUUGCUUUAGAAAGAAAUUGGAACUUCAGGUUUCCAUAAAGUCUGGGGUUUCCCUCCUCCAUUUACCACAUAAAAUUUACCACAUUUACCACAUUUCUGAGUUUGGUUUUCCAAGCAGUUUUGUGUCAUAGUUUGAGCUGUCUCGCAUCUUAUUUAAUCACAGCUGAAGUUCCUGUAAUUAAAACCUAUGUCUAAUUCAGAUACAAAAUAGAAAUCAUUGGAAGUCUACAGAUUUUGUUUCCCUGUGUUUAGAGAGGUGCAUUCUGCAGGAAAUGGGUUGUAUCUAGUGAGUCAGCUCCUCCACUGCUUGGGUGAAUGGCCUGUGCCUGACUGUGAGCUAGCAACUGUGGCUGCUCUGGAGUCAGGCAAACCUUGUGUUAGUGUUUUCUCUGGUCUUUCUGAGAAUUGUUUUGAACCAUUCAAAAAGACUUGGUGUGAUAAUAUCUUGGGCUUGGUUUCUAGGAAUUUUUGCUUAGAGCUCUGGAGGAGGAGUCUUCCCUUUCCACUGGCUUCCCCAGCACGUUUACUGGUGUGGCAUGUUCUCCUCAGGUGGUUCUGUAGCUGUCUGCCAGUGAGAGCUGGGUUUUGGCACCUGAAUUCACCAAGUGCAAGGUGUUUCUCAGGUCUUUCUCCUCUUCAAAGAAGCUUUGUUGCCAAGAUUUACUCUGAAAAUGACCUACAGUACCUACUGCAGAUGCCUGCAAGUGUAGAAGCUGAUAAAUCAUAUCAUCUUUCCUUCCCUGACUUUCCUGUUUCCUCUGGAAUUUAUACUUCUAAUUUUUUUUAAAGUUAGACGUCUGUUGAUGACAUUUGGAUUACAACUGUGAGCAUACCUAUGCAAAGAGACAAGCUACCCUGAGCACUUUUGAGUUCUGUUCAGUGGAGGGACUGCUGUGGGUCAGCCAUGCUAAAGGGCAAAUGAUGGAGCUCUGAACCGGGUGCUUCAGCAGAUCAGAGUGCCACCCAAAAUGAAGAGAGGGACCAGCCUGCACAGCAGGUGGGGCAAGGGAGAUGCCCCGAAAGGAAGCCCGCAGAUCAACAGAAGGUCUGCUCAGGAUAUUCAGUCAGGUCGGCCCAGAUCAUCAUCCACUACAGAUGCUCCCACAAACUUGUCUGUGAUGGAGAUUGCUUCUUCUAUCUAUGUAGGUGGAGAAGAGGCCACAGCAGCAGCAAUUGAGCGAUUGGAAGUCAGCAGCUUGGCACAGACCUCCAGUGCCGUGGCCUCCAGCACUGAUGGCAGCAUCAAUGCAGACUCUGUUGAUGGGACCCCAGAUCCGCAGCGGACAAAAGUGGCCAUCACACACCUGCAGCAGAAGAUACUGAAGCUGACAGAGCAGAUCAAAAUUGAGCAAACAGCCCGUGAUGACAACGUGGCAGAGUACCUGAAAUUGGCCAACAAUGCAGACAAGCAGCAGAGUGCCCGCAUUAAGCAAGUGUUUGAGAAGAAAAAUCAAAAGUCAGCCCAGACCAUCUUGCAGCUGCAGAAGAAAUUGGAACAUUACCAUCGAAAGCUGCGAGAGAUUGAACAGAAUGGGAUCCCUCGGCAGCCAAAGGAUGUCUUCAGGGAUAUGCAUCAGGGUUUGAAAGAUGUUGGAGCAAAAGUCACUGGCUUCAGUGAGGGAGUGGUUGACAGUGUAAAAGGUGGACUUUCCAGUUUCUCCCAGGCCACACAUUCAGCAGCAGGAGCUGUGGUUUCCAAACCCCGGGAGAUUGCCUCCCUCAUAAGGAACAAGUUUGGGAGUGCAGACAAUAUUGCUAAUCUGAAAGACUCCUUAGAAGAAGGCCAGGAAGAUGGGACAGGUGGCAAGGCUCUAGGUGUUAUUCAGAACUUUCAGUCAAGCCCAAAAUAUGGCAGUGAAGAGGAUUGUUCCAGUGCCACAUCAGGCUCAGUGGGAGCCAACAGUACAACAGGGGGCCCUGUGGGAGCUUCCAGCUCCAAAACAAACACUCUGGAUAUGCAGAGCUCAGGGUUUGAUGCAAUACUGCAUGAGAUACAAGAAAUUCGAGAGACACAGGCAAGACUGGAAGAAUCAUUUGAGGACCUUAAGGUUCGCUACCAGAGGGAUUACACAUUGAUAAUGCAGACCCUGCAGGAGGAGCGGUACAGAUGUGAAAGACUUGAAGAGCAGUUAAAUGACCUGACUGAGCUCCACCAGAACGAGAUUCUCAAUUUAAAACAGGAGCUGGCCAGCAUGGAGGAAAAGAUUGCCUAUCAGUCUUACGAGCGAGCCCGGGACAUCCAGGAAGCGCUGGAAGCGUGCCAGACGCGCAUCUCCAAGAUGGAGCUGCAGCAGCAGCAGCAGCAAGUGGUGCAGUUGGAGGGGCUGGAGAAUGCCACAGCCAGGAACCUACUGGGGAAGUUCAUCAACAUCUUGCUGGCUGUCAUGGCUGUCCUCCUCGUCUUUGUCUCCACUGUGGCCAACUGCGUUGUGCCCCUGAUGAAGACUCGCAAUAGGACGUUCAGCACUUUAUUUAUAGUGGUUUUCAUUGCCUUUUUGUGGAAGCACUGGGAUGCCAUCACCGGCUACUUGGAACGAUUCUUGUCUCCCCCCAGAUGAUGGUGGCAGGAAUGGGCUGCGCCGCUCGCUCCUGGUGCUCCUGGUGAGCAAGUGUGGCAAAGAUUAGUCAGCGACUACUCUGCUGAAGUUUUAAAGUGUCCGAGUGAAUUUGUUUACAUUUAGAAUAACGUUUUUUCUCUGCAAGAUGCAUUGCAAUAGUAUUUUUUAGAUUUUACUCAAGAACUCUUUUGUCAAGAAUCCUGGAUAAUUUUUAUGUAGCAUGGUUCUCUUUGGAUGCAAAUCUUAAGAUUCUUUAAAGUGUACAAAAGAAAUGAAUAAAACACAGAAAUUUGGAGCAUACCAAUGGGCAGUUUAAAUUGUGGCUUGAACUACUGUACUAAACCUGUCAGGAAGAAGAGAACGUGGUUAGCUUAAGAUGAGCAAAGCUCAAUCUAGUGCACAGCCUUGAAUGAUGGUACCACAGCAAACCUGUAACACUAAACUUUUACUGUGAAGUCUGCUCACAUUCCAUGUCCGAGUGUAUGCGUUGAGUGGUUUCUUUCCUUAACAAGAGAAAAACAACAACGUGUGGAUCCCUCUCCCAGCUCAGCAUCUGGGUUCGCCGUUGGUGUUAACCUGACUUCAGUAACUUUCUGUAAGGCUGGCUAACUUGGCUGAGUAUAUGGAGUGGAAGCCUCAUGCCAUAUACAGUAACUGCACAGUCGUGCUACAGUAUUUUGAAGUAGUCCUUGAAAUACAUAUACUCUUUAAGCAGAAGCCCUUGGUCGCACUUUUAAGGUUUUUUUUUAAUAUAUGUAUAUUCACAGAUUUAAAAAAAAUCCGAACAGCAUACUUGAAGAGUGUAAUACUCAAACUCUCAGUGCUUCCUUAUUGUUUCUAAUAGGAUUUUUUAUUAUAAUUAUAAUUAUUAUUAUUAUUAUUGGGGUUUUUUUUGAAGGGGUUGGGAGGGUCAUUACUUUUUUUCUUUCAAAUAAAGAAGUGAUGUUUUUAAAUGAAGAAAUGCGUGAAUAAUUGUGAGCCGUCUUGUCCUGAAGCAGUUCUGAGAAGGGCAGAGAGUAGUUUCUAGUGUCAGGCUGUCAAAUGCAGCACUGUCCAUAUGCCAUUUGUCUGUCCUCCUGAGCUUAAAGAUGCAGCAUCAUGGAAAACAUCUGUUUUCUCCACACUUUUUUGUCAUGCAGGGCUUUUUUUCCUUUUUCCACAUGUGAAGGAUGCUAUGUUUGUAUUUUUUGUUUGCAUGUCAUCUGUCAUUCCUGGCCUCAGGAUAAGAGCAAGGAAUUUCUGUUCAUCUCUUCCUAGGGAAAAGACAGGUUCUUUUGAGGAAAGAAAUACUGACUCAACAGUUCACUUAACAGAAUGGUUAUCUCAAAAAUAGUUCUAACUAAAAAAAAAACAAACAAACAAGAAAAAAAAAAAAAACAAAACAAAACAAAAAACCCAAACAAAAAACCCAAACAAACAAAAAACCUGAAAAGCGAAACCAAAGUUUUCCUCCUGUCAGGCUCUGGUAAGAUUAUUUGUGUGUCUGUAUCUGUGGUGUGCCAUCCUCUUUUUCAGCCACAAGGGACAGCACUUGGUGCAGACACCUGUGCAAAUCCCAAAAGGAAAUGCCAGCUUCAAAUGCAGCCCCAAGUCUUCACAAUGUGCCAUUACUGGUGACCUGUUGGUACAGGUAGGCAGCCCUCAAGUCCAAGAAAACUGUGUUCAUUCUGUGCUGAUUUUUAACUGCUGUCCCUUUCACCAUAACAGUGCCAAGAUUCAUCUUUUGUCUCCAUGAAAUCUAAAAAAAAAAACCCUCCAGGAUUCUGUCAAAACCAUUUAUGGUGUUUAGUUAGGUCUUAAUGUUUUCCUUCAUUCCAGGAUCAACUUCCCUCUAGGAAUCAAAUAUUGCCCAAGUGACCUAAACCAGUUGAAAACAUACAUGGGCAUGUAUGAGACAUGUACAACGUACAUAUACACACAUACAUAGGCAUUGUGCUAUGAUACAGAUUCUGGGUUCUGAGAAAUUCCCUCAGACAAGGUUAAUACCUUGAGUGUUUUCUGAUUGCCAACAAAGGCAAACCCUCCACUCUCCAAUCUUUCUUCCUCCAAGGGUUCUUUUUUUCUGUAGUCACAGGAAAUUCAGGUGCCCUUCCCCCAGGGAUCCCAGUACACCUCUCUGUCACCAUGUGCACUAAUCUGCUCCUGUCCUAAUUAAAACCAAAACUAAAAUAAAAAGAUUGACAUUUACAGCUGACUCAAGCCAAAACUGCUUGUGCUUUCACUGCAGUGCCACAGCCAGAGCAGGGGUGUGUGGCCGUUCCUCCCCUUGCUCCUGGCUCCGGUGAGGCUCUUCUCUAGUGACUCACAUUUCUUGGCUAACUAUCAUCUUGCCAUUUUGCAGGUUUUGUCAGAAACAAAUGUGUGAAUAACAGUAAGAACUGAUUUGGCACAUAACUGAAAUACUUUGUUGCCUUUUUUUUCCUGAAACCUGGCCUUUGUACCUCUUUUGCUCAGUCUUGUUCACACUACAAUUGCUUAAGAUAGGUUUUCAUGUGAUCAAAUCAGGAAGGAGUUAAAAGCCAGUGGCUCUGGACAUUCAGUGUCUGUAGUAUUUAAGGAAGUGUUGUCCCUCUUUAUAUCCUAAUUUCAUUUCUUUUCUCAACUCUGUCAUCUUCAGUAAAUACCAUUUGCUAGCUUGCCAGAAGGUGCAGGUUUAAUAGAAACUGACAUCUCAGAACUCUUUGGUGAAGGGCCAUAUACAUAUGGGUCUGGACAAAGUGUCUGUCUCUUUCUCUCUCAACAGUUUCUUCCAUUCCAGAAAGCUGUCUGCAGUAACGUCAUGUAUGAUGCUGCAUCCACUUCUCAUAUCCUAACACGACUGCCAUGUGUUUUGCCUUUUGCACUAGCAGAACAUUUUGGGGUUUUCCUCCCUCUUCAAUUUGAAAGUCUGUGAUGAUUUCUGAUAGCUUAAUGAUGAUGUUGUUGGAAAUGUGAUUCUAGCUUUAAAGCUCCCUUUCCUUGUACAUGGUUGUGUUUGCUUUCCUGAUGGAGUGCUUCUGGGUGACAUGUAGAGAACAGUUUCUGCUGUGGAUGUGAGUGCGUGCGUGAGUACCUUUAAUAGCCUCCUUUGUAGAUAAAAACUUCUUAGUGACCAUCUCUGAGUUGCAGAAUGUUUCCCAAAACAUUUCAUAUUCAGAGUUGAAGUGAUUCAGAAAUUGCUUAGAUGCGUUUAGCACAUACUGCCUUGGCACAUAAAAAGGGAAAAUUACUAUGGACUGUGUAAGUUCCAGGAGCAGCACCUCCUCAUUAACAUUUGAGGGUUCAAGUGAAGUUCAUCUGUUUCCCCUAUUUCCUUCAAUAUAAAGAAGAAAGAAAAUCUGGAUGCAAAAAAAAAAAAACCAAACUUUUAAAACUUUUAUAAAGUUCUUUUUUCUCUCAGCCUCAUUAGUUCAUUUCAAGGGUAUUCAGCAUGCUCCCAGCAGUUACUCUAUUGGUUUAUUCCAAUCCCAUGUGUGUUUAGGUGGGAUCAGAUGAACUGCUGACUUAUGUGCGUGUUACAGGAAAGCAGUCUGUCAGCUUUGAAAAUAUGCAUUUUUAAAAUUAAAAAAAGAAAAGGCAUUAUAACAAAAGAAGCCAAGCUACAAAGGGUUCAAGAUUGAGUAGUUUUUCCAGUUUUUAAAUGAAUUCUGGAAGUGGCUAAAGAGUUACCCUGUGUGUCUGUGUUGUGUAUGCCAGGUGGUAUAGUCGUAGGCAAUUGACUUAGCUGUAAGUGUGUUUUAAAAGUGUAAAAAAAUAAACAGAAAAACUCACUUGCACGGGUUGAAAAGUACAGAAAUGACACUUGUGAACGUAACACUGUAGUUUAUAGAUCUUAAGCUGCUAAUUGUUGAGAGAGAUUUACAUUUGUCUUGUCUGAUUGUCGCAGAUUUAUCUGUGGCAAUUUUACUGUAUAUAAAAAACUUUAAAUAAAGACCUCAGCUAUUAA